GGCAAUGGUAAUGUUAACAUCUUAAUGAGCGUAGUUUGCCGCUCUAAAAUUUAAGGAAUGUUUGAUUGCUGCUGCUGAGUCAAGUUCAAGUUUUGAGAUUUGUUUUUGUAAUUGACGUGAAUAUGGCAUGAGUUUAAAAGAGAACAACGUAAACAUUUGCAUAAAUAAUAAAUGUCUCUUAACUUGUUUUUAACUAUACAAAUCGCGCUCGGGGUAUUUCUUUUUUUUUGUGUUUUCCGAUCUACUCUUCAAUCUACUAGUGCUACUACAGAUUACUUAUACCUAGUGGAGAGCUAAGCUAGAAAUCAAUUGAGUUUCGCAUAUCGGCGUGUUAACAUCACACACAAAAAAAAAGAAAAAACAGAUGCCAACAAAAUGACGAGCACCUGCUACAGUUGCACAGUACUACUCGUUUUAUUGGUCACCAUGGCGUAUGCUGCACCACCGCUACAACAAAAGCAUCGAAUAGCCAAUACCUCACAGAAGCGUCUGAAGCGACAAGUUUUCUCGAAUGAUUUUGAUAUGAUUGAUAAUCCAUUCUUUACACCAGCAGAUGAUGAUUUUGAACCAAACACUUUCACUCGCCCGCAAUGGGGACGACGUCCAGCUCCUGGCCAACCGCUGAUAUUUAGUAAUGAUGGACAACAAAAAUCUGGAACUACAACGCAAACAACACCACCAUCAACAACAACAACAACAACAACACAAUUGUCAUCUAGCGUCGCUAAUUCGAAUGUAGUUUUCGUAAAUAAUCAGCCCGUUAUUGCUACUAUGGAACCAUUUAUUGCAGCUACCACAGCUUCGCCAGCGUUUUUAAGGUGCUUCGGCAGCUGUCCUACCACGUCGGAAUAUAAUCCUAUAUGUGCUAGUAAUCGACAGCAAUAUCAGAAUCCGCAGAAGUUUGAUUGUGCGAGGCGGUGUGGUGCAGACAUCCAGAUCGUGCGUCGCGGCGCCUGCCAAGGUCUAUUCCCCAUGCAACGCGGAUAAUACUUACUUAGUAAUUGUAUCUACAUAUUUAUAAACAUAAAUUUUUGUUGUAUAGUUACCAACUAAAAUACGUACAUAUGUAUG
This is a messenger RNA of Rhagoletis zephyria (snowberry fruit fly), 1071 nucleotides long. RefSeq lists its product as uncharacterized. The record is from RefSeq and is a predicted model, not a curated record. Gene Ontology annotation, molecular function: protein binding; serine-type endopeptidase inhibitor activity. NCBI's taxonomy places the organism in Eukaryota, Metazoa, Arthropoda, Insecta, Diptera, Tephritidae.